This is a messenger RNA of Balaenoptera ricei (Rice's whale), 1060 nucleotides long. It is a transcript of the gene WFDC3, whose product is annotated as WAP four-disulfide core domain 3. NCBI's taxonomy places the organism in Eukaryota, Metazoa, Chordata, Mammalia, Artiodactyla, Balaenopteridae. Gene Ontology annotation, biological process: antibacterial humoral response; innate immune response. Bases 427 to 840 code for a protein of 137 amino acids. Gene Ontology annotation, cellular component: extracellular region. The record is from RefSeq and is a predicted model, not a curated record. The transcript is spliced from 6 exons. Gene Ontology annotation, molecular function: peptidase inhibitor activity.
GCGACGCAGCGAGCGGCAGGGUUACCAGGGGAACCGAGCCGCCGCGUCUCGCCGGGUCCCAGAAGCUUAGAAGCUCUGUGUGUAGGUUGGCCAGGCUCCCUCUCGGGAGCGGCCGCGCCUCGGGUGUAAACUGUGGGUGUUCAGUCAAGGAUCUUUCUCUGGCCGGGCCAAGGCCCGUGGAGAAGUGCGGGGCAGGAGGAGGGGAGCAGGUUUUCUCGGGCCGGUGUUGGGGAGCGGAGGGGAGCGUUUGGUACCGAGGCGUCUGCAGUUGUCUCCGGAAAACUAGAUUUUAAUAUGCCUGGCACUCAGCCCCCGGAAUUGGAUGGGCCUAAUAUGCGUGAUACUGGGAUGGGCUGGGGAUGCAGGGAUUUAACAGCUGUGGAGUUCCCCAGAGCCCCCUUAGCUCUGCAUUAGAGCAUCAUCAUCAUGUCGAGCUGCCUCUUCCUCCUGAAGGCACUUCUUGCUCUUGGGUCCGUGGCAUCCUGGGUGACUGCAGGAGAGCAUGAGUUUGGCGGUGAGUGUCCUGCCGACCCCCUUCCGUGUGAAGAGCUGUGUGAUGGGGACGCAUCCUGUCCUCAGGGGCAUAAGUGCUGCAGCACCGGCUGUGGCCGUGCCUGCCAUGGAGACAUUAAGGGAGGGCGGGCUGGUGAUUGUCCAAAAAUUUUGGCGGGCCUGUGCAUUGUCAGCUGCAUGGCGGAUGAGAACUGCCAAGCUGGGGAAAAGUGCUGCAAGUCAGGCUGUGGCCGUUUCUGUGUCCCGCCAGUCCUGCCACCCCAGCUGGCCCUGAACCCCAACCGGACCAUCAGGUCUAAUUAUGAAUUAGAGAUCCUGGUGCCCUAGCUGUCCUGAGGUGUCCUGAGUUUCUUUGGUGACUCCGGGGGGCUUGUCCUGGUAGCCAGGAGAGGAUGAUGUCCUGGGGCUUGUGACACCCCCAGGGACUUUAAUUGCCCCCUCUGCUCUGUUUCUGUUCUUGCUGCUGCCCUGAGCGUAGGAAACCCAGCCCUGGGCUUGGGCAGUGGGUGUGUGGUGCUUCUUUUCCCCAAUAAAGGUCGAUGCUGAA